UCCAUGUUUCUCUCAGUGCAGGCAGACUCAGUUUGCUAGGCUGGGCGCGCCACUGCACCCUGGGGCGGUCGCGGAGGGACCCGGGUGAUCAAAGGUGGCUGGGACGGCAGGUUUUAUACUGACUCAGGAAACUGUGUCCUUCGGGAAGAGGGAUCCUAGAAGGCUGGACAGCGCCAACCCCUCGUUGCCAGUGUCCAAGCAACCCCCUCUGGUGCUGUGAUGUUCGCCCCGGAAUCCUUGCUGCUAUUGUGCGUUCUUGGGUCACCUUUUUGCUUCUUCUCUGCUCUAGGCCUGGAAUGUGAGGUCAGCUGUCACCCGGACAGAGGAAUCUGUGACAAGGACCAGUGUAGGUGUCGACCUGGUUGGCAGGGACCCCUGUGCAAUGAGUGUGUUUCCUUUCCUGGCUGUCUACAUGGAAUCUGUUCCCUGCCAUGGCAAUGUAUCUGUGAGGAUGGCUGGAUCGGAAGUCUCUGUGAUAUAGAUCUCCAAUUGUGUGCUGCCAAAUCCUGCCACAAGAAUGGGACAUGCACUGGCUCUGAGGAAAGUGGCUCCAGAUGUUCUUGUGCCCCAGGCUCUUCAGGAAGAAACUGUCGUUUUAAGGAAGGACCUUGUGUAAUUAAUGGUUCUCCCUGCCAGAAUGGAGGAGCUUGCAUUGAUGAAAAUGGCCUUGCCUCCUAUACCUCCUGCUUGUGUCCGGAGGGCUUCUCUGGCAACUUUUGUGAAUUGGACAUGAAUAGCUGUGUCCCUAAUCCAUGUGAGAAUGGAGGUGUGUGCACAGACAUCGGUGGGGACUUUCGCUGUCGCUGCCCGCUGGGGUUCAUGGACAAGACCUGCAGCCAACAUGUGGUGGACCACUGUGCCAGUGGCCCCUGUGAGCAUGGGGGUACCUGUGUCCCUCAUGCCAGAGGAGGUUUUGAAUGCCUCUGUAGACCAGAAUUCUCUGGCCCUACUUGUAACCAUGGCCACCCGAACCAUAGCCACCCAGGAACCAAGACCAAGAGGGGUCCUGGGCUUCCUGACCAAUUUUCCCCUGAGACUCAGGGUAGGCUUGCCGCUCAUCAGCCCAACCACAGAAUGCUGAAAAUCACCAUGAGGGAGUUGACUAAGAACAGUAAACCUCUGCUUAAUGAAAGCCAAGCCAUCUGCUUCACUAUUCUGGGUGUUCUGACAUGUCUGGUUGUCCUGGGCACCAUAAGCAUCGUGUUCUUCAACAAGUGUGAGAUAUGGCUCUCCAAUGCCAAGUACAGCCGUCUCCUUCGUAAAAAAAAGAACUCACUUCUCAGGUACAGCAAUGGUGAUGAGCAUACCAUUAACAUCAUCUUACCUGAGAAAAUGAAUCUGAAAUCCUACAGUCAGUGCCUGAAUGAGAUAUGAGCCCUCCCCAAAGCCUUCCUCUGUGGAGUCUAGGACAUAUGGUUUAUUUUAAAGCUUGUGAUUGACCUUACUAUCUUGUGUGCUGUGUAAUUAGGAGAAUAGCUUUGUAUCUGUGUGCAUAUUGUAUUUAUGUUGUGAGGGAAAGUUUUAGACCCAAACAGAGAUGCUCAGAGAAUGGAUCUGAAUUUACUAGGGAGGCUAUCAAUGAGAUUCUGCAAAAAUUUUAAGUUAUUCCUUUCUGACCAAAAGGGAAAUGAUACAUUGGCAAAUUAUUGCUCUACCAAUUACUGCCUCUGUCAUCUCAGAUAAAUUAUUUCUUCUCUCUGAGCUUUAAUUCCCUUAUUUUUAAAAUAAAAGGAAUUGGAUUAGAUGAUCUAUAUGGCCUCUUUUAGUUCAUACCCCUAUUCUUGCUUCUUUUACAUCCUUUCCAGUUCACCAUUUAGUUGAUUGGUUAGUGAAGUAGAUCUGCUAAUUCAGAAUGAAGAAUUACUUCAUAAGUACUAAGAGUCCAUUGAGGAGAAUACACCUGGUAAUCUUAUUCUGGGCAUAUGUUUUUUCCCAUGCUUAUAAUUUCAAUAAUUAAGGUGUUUAUGAUCUAAGUAUAUAGGAGUAUGUAAAAGUGCAUUUGAGAGUCUAGAAUAAUGGGAAGAUUAAGUUCUGAAGACUUUGGUUCUACUUUCAGCUCUGCAGCUUACUUUCAUGAACCAGCUCAUCUUUCUGGGACCAUUAUCUCUUCACUUGGAAAUUUAAGGAAUUUAGAUUAAAAAAACACUCAAACUAUAAAAUCCCAUAAUUUUGCAAUUUUUCUUUAAAUGGACAAAAGUAUUUCUGACGACAAUAGAUUUAGUCUACAUGAGAAUUAAAUAUAACUCUUGUCAAUUGUAUUAAUCCUUCCUAAUUUUUAAUCAAAAUGAGUUAACACUACCUGUUACAUAAGUUUGGCCCUCUCCUAAGAGACAAAUUAUUCUGCUUGUAUCAGAAUAUGAAUAUGUGAAUUUUGUCAGCAACUGCUGCAGUAGAUAUAUUAUUCAGAAAAUAAAAUGGGAGAACUUAGUUAUUUAUAAUUUAUAGCCAUAUCAUCCCACUGCUUUAUAACUUCCUUAGAAAUACUUAUAUAUAUUGAGUGAAAUGAUGUUGUGGGAGUUAAAAUAGUAAGAUGAGUUUUUAUCUGAACAGAGUCAUAGUAUUCUUUUAUAAUCAUAUAGAGGAGGUAUGAUGAGGUAUUACUAAAUGAUGAUCACUGGAACAAACUGUGGUAAGAUCUCAAUGGACAUUUAACAUACAGAGUACCUCAAGGAAAUGCAUACAUGAAAUUUGCAGCUCUAACCAAUUCCACUAAGAUCCUUCUAGAAUAUGAUGAAUGGAUUCAAUGCCUUUGUUUUCAGGGUUAUAUAGACUCUCCUCCUUAUUUCUUGUUGUGUAACAAAUAAUAUGUAUAUGUAUUGUCAAGCAACCUUUUGAGUCCAAAUAUGAAAGUUCAAAAGACACUUCCAUUGAACAAGAUGAUCAUUUACUUGUU
Sarcophilus harrisii (Tasmanian devil) is the source of this 2893-nucleotide messenger RNA. RefSeq names its product delta like non-canonical Notch ligand 1 (gene DLK1). NCBI's taxonomy places the organism in Eukaryota, Metazoa, Chordata, Mammalia, Dasyuromorphia, Dasyuridae. The record is from RefSeq and is a predicted model, not a curated record. The transcript is spliced from 6 exons. Bases 220 to 1374 code for a protein of 384 amino acids. Gene Ontology annotation, molecular function: calcium ion binding. Gene Ontology annotation, cellular component: protein-containing complex; plasma membrane. Gene Ontology annotation, biological process: establishment or maintenance of epithelial cell apical/basal polarity; heterophilic cell-cell adhesion.